AUGUUCAAGCCAAUCCUCUCACUGCUCUUCCUGCUGCUGGCCGCCACUGUCAGUGCUGUGAGCUCCAGCGGCGACAGGCUACUGGUGAUAUUUGAAGAUGUCGCAGAAAAGGAAAAAUACUCCAAGUUCAUGGGAGAUCUGCAGAGCAGAGGCUUCAGAAUAACAUACAGCACACCCAAAAGCGACUCUCUCAAGCUUUCCCACUUGGGAGAGCGGGUUUACGACCAUGUCGUCAUAUUCCCCACGAAGUCAAAGGGUCUUGGCCCCAACUUGACUCCCGCGCUACUCCUCCAGUUCGUCAAGGAUGAGGGCAACGUCAUGUUGGCUCUUUCUUCCGACAUCGCCGUGCCCACAUCAAUCGUCUCGCUUCUCCACGAGCUCGACAUCCAGCUGCCUGCCGAUCGCACCGGCCUUGUGGUCGACCAUUUCAACUACGACCAGAUCUCGGCCGCUGAGAAACACGAUGUCAUCCUUGUCAAGCCCAAGCCGGCUCGUGACUUCCACAGGGACAUCUUUGGCAGCGAAAAGGAUACCAGCCAGCUACUUGCUGUUCCGCGAGCCAUUGGACAGACCCUUGGUCAGAACCCCCUCUUGAACCCUGUCCUCCGCGCCCCUCGGACCGCGUACAGCUAUGAUCCCAAGGAGCAAUCUGAAGUCGUCGAUGACCUGUUUGCUGCCGGCGAGCAGUUGAGCCUAGUCAGCGCUGUGCAGCCGCGAAACUCUGCCCGCGUGGCUGUUGUUGGGUCUGCCGAGAUGCUGCAGGACCAAUGGUUUGAUGCCGAGGUCAAGCCGUCUAACUCAAACAAGAAGGUCCCGACUUACAACCGUGAGUUUGCCAAGAAGUUGAGUGGCUGGACCUUCCAGGAGUACGGUGUCCUGCGCGUCAACUCUGUGGAGCACCACCUGAACGAGGCGGGCGCAAGCAACGUUUCGAACCCGGCUAUCUACCGGGUCAAGAACGAUGUGACCUACACCAUCUCUCUUUCAGAGUACAAGCCCGAGACUCAGUCCUGGGGGCCGUUUACUGUUCCCGAUGGCGACGAGAUUCAGCUGGAGUUUACCAUGCUGUCGCCCUUCCACCGUUUGGGCCUCAAGCCUGCGACGUCUACUGAAAGCGAUGCUACCAAGUACAGUGUGUCUUUUACGCUGCCUGACCAGCACGGCAUCUUCCACUUCCGUGUUAACUACAAGAGACCAUUCCUCACCUACAUCGACGCCAAGGACCAGGUCUCGGUCCGCCACAUGGCCCACGACGAGUGGCCACGCUCUUUUGUCAUCUCGGGCGCAUGGCCCUGGAUCACGGGUAUCGGCGCCACCGUCACAGGAUGGUUGGCCUUCUGCUUGGUUUUCAUGUUUAGCGCGCCGACUGGCAAGGCCACCGUUACCAAGAAGACUCAAUAA
This is a messenger RNA of Pyricularia pennisetigena, 1401 nucleotides long. RefSeq lists its product as uncharacterized. NCBI's taxonomy places the organism in Eukaryota, Fungi, Ascomycota, Sordariomycetes, Magnaporthales, Pyriculariaceae. Gene Ontology annotation, cellular component: oligosaccharyltransferase complex; endoplasmic reticulum membrane. The record is from RefSeq and is a predicted model, not a curated record. The transcript has 4 exons. Bases 1 to 1401 code for a protein of 466 amino acids.